CGCAGGACUGCUCCCGGCCCGGAUCGCUAUGGCAGCGGCGUCGUCGUGGGCCGGGACCCCGCUAUCCCGCCCGGGCCUGGCUGCCUCAACAGCCGCCCCCACUGCACACUUUAGGGCAUGAACCGAGCAUCCUGCUGCUUCCCGCUGCCCUACCCGCCGCUGCCGCCGCAUCCCGUCUCUGGGCCAGCGCUGGGAACAUGCCCCUGGACGCCUACUGCUACCUGCGGGUCGUGGGCAAGGGGAGCUACGGAGAGGUGACGCUUGUGAAGCACCGGCGGGACGGCAAGCAGUAUGUCAUCAAAAAACUGAACCUUCGAAAUGCCUCUAGCCGAGAGCGGCGAGCUGCUGAACAGGAAGCCCAGCUCUUGUCUCAGUUGAAGCAUCCCAACAUUGUCACCUACAAGGAGUCAUGGGAAGGAGGAGAUGGUCUGCUCUACAUUGUCAUGGGCUUCUGUGAAGGAGGUGAUCUGUACCGAAAGCUUAAGGAGCAGAAAGGGCAGCUUCUGCCUGAGAAUCAGGUGGUAGAGUGGUUUGUACAGAUCGCCAUGGCUUUGCAGUAUUUACAUGAAAAACACAUCCUUCAUCGAGAUCUGAAAACUCAAAAUGUCUUCCUAACAAGAACAAACAUCAUCAAAGUGGGGGACCUAGGAAUUGCCCGAGUGUUAGAGAACCACUGUGACAUGGCUAGCACACUCAUUGGCACACCCUACUACAUGAGCCCUGAAUUGUUCUCAAACAAACCCUACAACUAUAAGUCUGAUGUUUGGGCUCUAGGAUGCUGUGUCUAUGAAAUGGCUACCCUGAAGCAUGCUUUCAAUGCAAAAGAUAUGAAUUCUUUAGUUUAUCGGAUUAUUGAAGGAAAGCUGCCACCAAUGCCAAGGGAUUACAGCCCAGAGUUGGCAGAACUGAUAAGAACAAUGCUGAGCAAAAGGCCUGAAGAAAGGCCGUCUGUCAGGAGCAUCCUGAGGCAGCCUUAUAUAAAGCGGCAAAUCUCCUUCUUUUUGGAGGCCACAAAGAUAAAAACCUCCAAAAGUAACAUUAAAAAUGGUGACUCUAAAUCCAAGCCUUUUGCUACAGUGGUUUCCGGAAAGGCAGAAUCAAAUCAUGAAGUAAUCCACCCCCAACCACACUCUUCUGAGGGCUCCCAGACAUAUAUAAUGGAUGAAGGCAAAUGUUUGUCCCAGGAGAAACCCAGGGCCUCUGGUCCCUUGAAGUCACCUGCCAGUCUGAAAGCCCAUACCUGCAAACAGGACUUUAGCAAUACCACAGAACUAGCCACAAUCAGUAAAGUAAAUAUCGACAUCUUACCUGCAAAAGGGAGGGAUUCAGUGAGUGAUGACUUCAUUCAGGAUAAUCAGCCAAGACACUUGGAUGCCUCUAAUGAGUUAGGAGGUAUAUGCAGUAUUUCUCAAGUGAAAGAGGAGAUGCUUCAGGACAACAGUAAAUCCAGUGCCCAGCCUGAAAACCUGAUUCCCACGUGGUCCUCUGACAUUGUCACUGGGGAAAAUGAACCAGUGAAGCCUCUGCAGCCCCUAAUCAAAGAACAAAAGCCAAAGGACCAGCGACGGCAGAAGAAGAGAGAACAGACUGAGCACAGAGGGGAAAAGAGACAGGUUGGCAGAGAUCUCUUUGCUUUCCAAGAGUCGCCUCCUCGAUUUUUGUCUUCUCAUCCCAUUGUUGGGAAAGUGGAUAUCACAUCAAUACAAAAAGAGGCUGAAAACCAAUGUAGAGUGGUCACUGGGUCUGUGAGCAGUUCAAGGAGCAGUGAGAUGUCAUCAUCAAAGGAUCGACCAUUAUCAGCCAGAGAGAGGAGGCGACUAAAGCAGUCACAGGAAGAAAUGUCCUCUUCAGGCCCUUCAGUGAGGAAAGCUUCUCUGAGUGUAGCAGCGCAAGGAAAACCCCAGGAGGAAGACCAGCCCAUGCCCGCCCGACGGCUCUCCUCUGACUGCAGUGUCACUCAGGUGCAUUACGUACUCCUAAGAGAGAAGAAGGAAAGUCAGACAAAUGAAAUUAAUGCCUUGGUACAACUGAUGACUCAGACUCUGAAACUGGAUUCUAAAGAGAGCUGUGAAGAUGUCCCGGUAGCAAACCCAGUGUCAGAAUUCAAACUUCAUCGGAAAUAUCGGGACACACUGAUACUUCAUGGGAAGGUUGCAGAAGAGGCAGAGGAAAUCCAUUUUAAAGAGCUACCUUCAGCUAUCAUGCCAGGUUCUGAAAAGAUCAGGAGACUAGUUGAAGUCUUGAGAGCUGAUGUAAUUCAUGGCCUGGGAGUUCAGCUUUUAGAGCAGGUGUAUGAUCUUUUGGAGGAGGAGGAUGAAUUUGAGAGAGAGGUCACCUGGCUGGAAAGAGUGGCAGGGCCCUGUCUGGUCAGGAACUGGAUUUGGGUGUGCUCCCCGGACAACCAGCUGGAUGAUGUCUCGUACCUAUUGGAGAGACUGCAGUCCUGUAUAGGUUGGCAGUCAUUUGUUCCGGGUUUUUGGACUGGCAAAAAUGGAGUAUUCCAGGCGGACUGACAUGGUAAGGAGGUAGUACAAGAGGAGCCGAGGGGGCUGAGAGUCCGCACAAAAAUGCGGACCGACUCAAAAGGACCUUGGAAGUGGGAUCAUGAAUGGUGCAUGAGUGGAACCAGGGAGGAGGGUUCCAGACCAAAUCUAGCCAUUGAUCAAUGUAGGGAAACUGAUCGGGGUGACUGAGACUUCCAGUAAUGACCUGCCACACAGCCUGAACAGCUGUGGGGUUAAAUGACCCUUCUGGGGGCCACCCAGUUCCAAACUGUGGCCAUUCUACUUCACAGAGUGUCCAGAGUUUGCCUUUCUUCAGGCAGACUCCAUAAUCCUCUGAGGAGCCUCAAGAGAAAUUCUGCAACAUACAUUGGAAAGGACUCACUCUUCACAGGGCUGGGAAGAGGAGUUUCCCAUUUUGGAGGCAGUUUAACAAGGUUUGAGCAGAGAGAUUAAACCCAGCACGAACAGAGAAAUUCACAACCUGCGGGGGGCUGGCGUAUCGGAAGAACAGAAAUAACACAACCAGAAAGAGCAGGAAAACAACUAUAGCCAACACUUACUGCCACAUGAAGUUGGUUUUCUUAAGCUUCAAGAUUUAGGGAGGAGGACUGGAGGCUGACCUGAGGGCUCCUUGGCCAGCCAGACCUAGAUGACCUCCCUCUUCCCCUUGACCUACAGCCUAAAUAUUUUUGGUGUCUCCAUGACUCAAAGACAGAAAGUUCCUGUCUGGACAGAGGGAGGGAGGGAACAAAAAGAACAAAGGGACUAAAAUGGCGCAUUUCCGGGUUCUUCAUUGUUAACUCUCCCGCGCCCGGGAAAGACACGGGUGGACUGCGCAGGCGCAACCUGACCUCUGCUGGAGAAAAACCGGAACCCGCCUAGCCACGCCUACUGCCCCACCCCUGACCCGCCUAUGUCCCGCCCACUGGCCUCCCACUCCCGGGCCAGGACAUAAAAGCGGCUCCCUGCAGGCGCGGGUUGCGAACUUCCUUGGCCCCUGCUCCUGUGCGGACCUAGGAACCUUCCCCCGGAGAACGCCGGAGCGACUUCAUCGGCCUCCAACGCCGGAGACCGGUGAACCUCGCCCCUCCUUCACAUUGGCUUGUAAAUAAAGUUUUCUUUUACUUUGCCUACUUGCCUAUUCUCUGGCACUUACUCUGGUGGUCGUCUGGAGUACUCUGGUGGUCGUUUUGGAGCAAAUCAGUUCCAACUUGACCUUCUCGUUCAAGGGUUUUAGGAGGGAGAGUAGAGCCAAAUCUUGGAGGCGCUGGACUUGCUCUGACACAGGAAAACGAGAUAUGUGGGGUAAGGGAUAAGGAUUAGAAGGAAAGGGGCCACUCGGAUCUUUUCUAAGGUAGGAGAGUAGACACAGGGGAACAGAAUAAGAGUCCAGACAGAGUAAAGCAGUAUGAGCGUAGGCUUCUCUACACAGACUUCUAUUCAAAAGCAUGUGAAAAGUUACAGGAUGACAGAAAAGGUGGGCAAGCAGGUCUGCAGGGUGGCUAUUCUGAAUCCACCACUGAUCUAAUGUGGAGGCGGUCCAGUCACUUGGGCAUGGGAUGUGGCAAUCUAAACUCCAGCAGCCUUUAUGGUGCCAGAAAUUCCAAAUGGGCAAGUGUUUCCCACACCCCUUCCCGUAACAACACCUGAUUUGUUUCUGACAGAAAAGGCAGGACUGGGACGGCCAGCCCAAACAACUGAUGAGGAAUUUGACCUCCUGUGGUAGAAAAUCAGUAUUGAGGACCUUGAAGAAGUUCUUUCCCAGUCGCCUUGGGCAGUGUCGGUGACCUGACAGACGAAACUUAGAAAGACACUAAACAAGACAAUAGACACUAGUGCAUAUAAACAAGUUUGACUUUUUUUUUUUUUUAAUAGACAAGGGGUGGGGGUCCCGUGAUGGGAUCAGUCAGAUGCCUGUCUGGCUGCUCCCCUUGAGGGGACUUAGGCUCCUUUCAGCAUUGGCAGGCUGGUAUAAACCCCUGGCUCGGAUUGAGCUAUGGCUGAUGCUGCCUUAAGCCUUAUGAGGUCGCCACGGAACCACAGGUGAGGGCCCACUCGAACUCCGUAGCUUUCGCGUGGACAAACUGGAAGUUGAAGCACAAGCCCUUGACCUCCCCAUUUACGCACUCAUUCACACAGAGUUUAUAACAGUUUUAUUCUUGUUCUAAAACAGAGGUCUCCAGGAGACCUGAACGAGAAAAUGAGAAGAGAUAGAGAAAGAGAC
Rhinopithecus roxellana (golden snub-nosed monkey) is the source of this 4728-nucleotide messenger RNA. It is a transcript of the gene NEK4, whose product is annotated as NIMA related kinase 4. The record is from RefSeq and is a predicted model, not a curated record. The transcript is spliced from 16 exons. Gene Ontology annotation, molecular function: protein kinase activity; ATP binding. Gene Ontology annotation, biological process: protein phosphorylation. Lineage: Eukaryota; Metazoa; Chordata; Mammalia; Primates; Cercopithecidae. Bases 198 to 2513 code for a protein of 771 amino acids.